This is a messenger RNA of Rotaria sp. Silwood1, 321 nucleotides long. The record is from the annotation of a GenBank genome assembly. Lineage: Eukaryota; Metazoa; Rotifera; Eurotatoria; Philodinida; Philodinidae.
AUGGGAGAUUUUAAUUUUCGUGGAGAUGAUCAAGAAAAUAUUGAUCAAUUUAAUAGAUUACAAAAAUGGAUUGAUGUUUGGACUUAUUUAAUGGAUUCUCAUAAUCAUGGGUACACAUUUGAUACAGAAAUUAAUUUAAUGACAAAAAUUCAUUGUAAAACAUCAGAUCGAUCAAGAUAUGAUAGAAUUAUUUUACUAAGUCAAACAAUUGUUCCUACUGAUAUUCAAAUCAUAGGAAAUCAAAGUAUUGACAAUCAAGAACAUUUACAUGUAUUUCCAUCAGAUCAUUUUGGUUUAACAGCACUUUUUGAAAAGAAAUAA